Molecule: messenger RNA, 8619 nt
Organism: Mercenaria mercenaria
Lineage: Eukaryota; Metazoa; Mollusca; Bivalvia; Venerida; Veneridae
Product: neurogenic locus notch homolog protein 1-like
Exons: 40
Coding region: 186-6248 (2020 amino acids)
Biological process (GO): Notch signaling pathway
Molecular function (GO): calcium ion binding; Notch binding
Source: RefSeq, a predicted model, not a curated record
AAAAUUUAUCAUCCACUUCGACGUCGGAUUUUAGCCGUUCUAGUUCUCUUGUCUCAGUUUUCGAAAUAUUUUUCGUAAUAAAAAAUUAUCUUGUACUUAUAAUUUUGUUAUAGCUAGAGAGCAGAAUGUAAAUUUGUUUGUUGAAAAAGAAAGAAAGGAAUUGGGUUAAACUAUUAAAAUAGAGAAUGGAGAAAUUUGUUCUGUUAUUUAUUCUUGGGUGUUGCAUUGUGGGAGUUAACGGACAGAUUGGAGUGACAGGCUGUACUGCUGGCACACAAGCCAAUUGCCCGAAUUUCCUACCAAACUCGUACUGUAAUUUGGGAACCCUGUUAUGUGAGUGUCCAGCGGGCUAUGUAGCAUCUACUACUAAUACAGCAUGCGAAUACGAAUGUGGCGCUUUGGCAGCACCGGACAAUGGAGCAGUAGAUACAAGUGCAGGUACCGUUGCUGGUAGUGUUGCAACAUUCAGUUGUGUCAGCAUGUACAAGCUUUCUGGAUCAGCCACGUCAACUUGUGUAGAUAGCACUGGCUGGGAUAAUACAGCAACAACAUGUGUUCCAGCUGAAUUAGGCGAUUCCUGUGCAACAAACAUAUUUCAGUGUAAUAACAUAGUUAAUGGGCAAUGUCUGGCAUUCUCAACAUGUGAAUGUCAAGCUGGUUACGAAGAUGAUGGUACUGGAUACGCAUGUACAGAGAUAGAUGAAUGCGCAUCCAAUCCGUGUGAAAACGGAGGUACAUGUGUGGAUGCAUUAAACUCCUACUCUUGUAACUGUGUUGCUGGUUAUAUGGACACAAAUUGUGAGACAGAUAUUAACGAGUGUGCUGGGAACCCGUGCCAGAAUGGAGGGACCUGUACAGAUGGGAUCAACAGUUACACCUGUGCAUGUGUGGCUGGUUUUGAUGGAAAUGACUGUGAAAACAAUAUAAACGAAUGUAGCUCGAAUCCAUGCCAGAAUGGGGGUACUUGUCUCGAUGGUACAAAUGCAUAUCUUUGCUCUUGCGUAGCUGGAUAUAUGGGCACCAAUUGUGAAACAAACAUAAAUGAAUGUGACCCAAAUCUUUGCCAGAAUGGAGCAACUUGUGUAGACGGUAUCAAUCAAUACACGUGUACCUGCGUAGCCGGAUAUGAUGGCAACAACUGUGAAAACAACAUCGACGAAUGUGUUGGAAAUGCAUGUACCAAUGGUGCAACUUGUGUUGAUGGUAUUAAUCAGUACACAUGUAACUGUGUCGCUGGUUAUGAUGGAGAAUUCUGCGGGAACAACAUUGAUGAGUGUGCAUCACAUGCUUGCCAGAAUAGUGCUACGUGUGUAGAUGGUAUCAAUGCAUACACAUGUGUUUGUCCAUCGGGGUACGACGGAGAAUUUUGUAACAACAAUAUUGACGAAUGUGCCCAAGAUCCCUGUAUUAAUGGGGGAACAUGUAUUGAUGAAGUCAAUGAUUACACGUGUAACUGCGUCACGGGAUAUACCGACAAAACAUGUGCAACAAAUAUUGAUGACUGUGCAGCCAAUCCUUGCCAGAAUGGUGCCACGUGUUUAGAUGAUGUCAAUGACUACUCUUGCGUAUGUGUAGCUGGAUAUACUGAUAAAAAUUGCGACACUGACAUUGAUGAGUGUGCCAAUCAUAUAUGCCAGAAUGGAGCUACAUGUGUAGACAACAUUGACGAAUAUACAUGUUUAUGUGCCCCCGGAUAUGAAGGAACUUACUGUGUUGAUGAUAUUGAUGAAUGUGAAAAUCACAAUUGUCAGAACGGCGCAGUAUGUAUAGAUGGGAUCGAUGGAUACACGUGUGAUUGUGUAAAUGGUUAUGACGGAACAUUUUGUCAGAACAAUAUAAAUGAAUGUGCUAGUCAUAGUUGUUUGAAUGGUGCCACAUGUGUAGACGGUAUCGAUGGGUAUACAUGCAGUUGUGUAGACGGCUAUACAGGGGAAUUCUGUGCUACAGACAUUGAUGAAUGUAUCUCACAUGCCUGUGUAAAUGGAGCAACAUGUGUAGAUGCUAUCAAUCUAUACACAUGUGACUGUGUAACUGGAUAUACCGGAACAUUCUGUGAAACAAACAUUGACGAGUGUGACCCAGAUCCGUGCCAAAAUGGAGCUACUUGCGUAGAUAAUGUAAAUGAUUACACAUGUAACUGUGUGGAUGGUUACACCGACAAAAAUUGCCAGACUAAUAUAGAUGAGUGUGAUCCAGAUCCUUGCCAGAAUGGAGCUACUUGUGUGGAUAAUGUCAAUGAUUACACGUGUAAUUGUGUUGCCGGAUAUGAAGGAAAGAACUGCGGCACAAACAUUGAUGAGUGUGAUUCUGAUCCAUGCCAAAAUGGCGGCACAUGUACUGAUGAAGUCAACCAGUAUACUUGUACCUGUGUACCUGGGUACAAUGGGGAUGAAUGCGAGAAUAAUAUUGAUGAAUGUAAUGGUAACCUUUGCGAAAACGGGGCCACCUGUGUAGACGGUAUCAAUUUAUACACCUGUGACUGUGUACCAGGAUAUGAUGGGACUUACUGCGGAAAUGACAUAGAUGAGUGUGCAUCACACAACUGUUUGAACGGCGCAACGUGUAAUGAUGAGAUCAACACGUACAGCUGUAUCUGUGUAACUGGUUACACAGACCAGUAUUGCCAGACAGAUAUAAAUGAGUGUGCGUCUACUCCCUGUGACAAUGGAGGAUCAUGUACAGAUCUAGUGAACGGAUUUGAAUGCUCAUGUUCUAACGGAUUUACUGGUUUAACUUGCAGAGCAGGUGAGCUAGGUGAUGGCUGCUCUACACGAGCUGAGGUAUGUGCUAACCUUGCCAAUGCUGAAUGUGAUGGUAGUAUAUGUGUAUGUGUGACUGGGUAUGAAGAUCCCACUGGUGCCACAGGAACUUGCAGUCGUGUUGACUGCGGUACAAUAACUCCGCCUGUUGAUGGAAGCGUGGACCAUGGUGAAGGAACAUUAUACGAGAGUAAGGCAUACUUCUCCUGUAAUGCCGGCUACACACUGACUGGAGUGUCCUCAGCCACUUGUCAGGCAGAUGCGACAUGGGACGGAACUGCGCCGACAUGUGUCAUCAAAAACUGCGGUACAUUAGCCACUCCGUUGAACGGUAAUCUUCAGUACACGCCCAAUACAGAGUACCUAGGUUUAGCCGAGUUCAGCUGUAAUACAGGUUACACUCUUGUGGGAGAUGCGACCAGAACUUGUCAGGAUACUGGAGUAUGGGGAGGAACUAACCCUACCUGUCAAAUAAACGACUGUGGUACGAUUGUUGCACCAACGAACGGUGCCGUGGACCUCACAGACGGAACGACGUAUCAAAGCGUUAUUGUAUUCCAGUGCAGCAAUGGUUACGAUCUUGUGGGAGAAUCUAGUCUGGAAUGUCAGGCUGACUCUAACUGGGAUGGUUCAAAACCUACUUGCAAUAUUAAAGACUGUGGUUUUCUCUCCGAUCCUACCAAUGGUGCAGUUGAUCACGCGGACGGCACAACAUAUCUAGCAGAAGCAGGCUUCUCAUGUGAUACUGGUUACACUUUGAUGGGGGUCUCGUCAAGGAUCUGUCAGGCAUCAGGUUCUUGGAGCGGCACCAGCGAUCCAUAUUGUCAGAUCAAUGAUUGCGGGAUACUUAAUAACCCUGAUAAUGGCAAUGUCGACAUUCAAGCUGGUACAACAUACGGACAGACAGCCACUUAUUCGUGUGACGCAGGAUUCGAACUGAAUGGAGUACUUCAAAGAAACUGUCAGCCAGACGGGACUUGGAGUACUGCUGCCCCUACAUGUGAUAGAUUAGAUUGUGGGACCUUGAAAGCGCCGACAGAUGGUUCAGUGGAUUUGACUGCUGGUACCCUAUUUGAAGCAACAGCUGUAUUCACGUGCGAUGCUGGGUACACACUGACUGGGGACACAGAGAGAUAUUGUACUAAUACUGGAGUCUGGGAUAAUUCCAGUCCCACAUGUAUUAUAAAGGACUGUGGUACAUUGACCGACCCAGCCAAUGGCCAAGUAUUGACUGUGUUUGGUACAACCUACGGCCAAACAGCAGAAUAUUCCUGCAACUCGGGAUACCAAGUAAAUGGUGUAUCUACAAGAACAUGUCAAGCUGACGGUACAUGGAGCGCAACUGACCCAACUUGUGUAAUCCUAGACUGUGGCCCCGUUGCUGAUAUUGUUAAUGGUGGAAUCUCUUACUCGGAUGGAACCAUCUAUGGUUCUACUGUAUAUUACUCUUGUAACAACGGGUACGAGGUGACUGGGGUAGCAUCUAGAGUUUGUCUGGCAACUGGUGAAUGGAGUGAUUCACAACCCGUGUGUACAAUUCUAGAUUGUGAUGCUACAACAUCAGUGCCAAAUGCAGUUGCUAGGACACCAUCUGGAAGUCAAGUUGGCGAUAUCGCCAUUUACGAGUGUAACUCUGGCUAUGGACUCGUCGGAAAUCCAAACGUCACAUGUGAAGCUUCUGGUUUCUGGGGAACUGUCCCAGAAUGUAGACUAGAUUGCGGGACACCACCGGCCGUAGCAAAUGGUGCCGUAUUGUACCCUGGUGGAACCCUGGUUUCAGCUACAGCUACAUAUACCUGUGAUGCUGGUUACUACAUUAGUGGAGACACCAGUAUUGAAUGUCAAGACACGGGGUCGUGGACCAAUGAGCCGUUCUGUUUUAUAAUUCUGGUUGAUUAUAACGGGGAAUGUGCAGUGACUGCGCAAUGUUUGACAACAAGUUCUUCCUGUCGAGACGACGGUGCAGGGGCAGAUAGAUGUCUUUGUGAUUUAACUGGACAACACUAUGACUCAUCAAUAGAUACGUGCCUUGCUGAUUGUGGUGGUUUAACAUCACCAACUAAUGGGGAAAUUCAGCUACCAGCUAUCUAUUCUGCCGGUCAGAUAGCAGUGUACUCAUGCGACAGAGGGUAUUCACUCACAGGUCCGGGCACGAGAACUUGUCUCGAUUCUGGACAAUGGAAUGGAACAGCACCACAAUGCACUGAAGGAUGUCCUGAUCCACAACCCCCUGAACAUGGACAAGUGCAAACAAGUAAUGGCUUAGCCUCUGGUGAUACUAUAACAUACACUUGUGAUGAUGGCUACGCUUUAGUUGGUGCUGCAGAGAGAAAGUGCAACUCCGAUUCACAGUGGAGCGGGAAUGAACCCACCUGUAACAUACAGUGCCCAGUACUUUUAGACAUAGGACAUGGCUGGGUAGAUUUAGCACUUGGUAGAUGGGAAGGAUCAAAAGCUGUGUACGUUUGCGAGAACAACUAUGCUGUAGUAGGAGCAUCAACAAGGACAUGCCAGUCCUCAGGAUUAUGGGAUGGUGUCGAACCAGAAUGUGUCUUUGCAAUAUUUCCGGAUGUUCUUCUGGUAUUUGGUUCCCUGUUUGUAUUCCUGGUACUCGUUGACGUUUUUAUCCUAGCGUUCUGUGUCUACAUGAGGUAUUUCCAGAAACCACCUAAACCAGCACGUGAGUUUGAUGACCUGUCAAAGAAAGGUGACAACAAGUACCCGGAUGUACUAGAUGAAGAAGAGGGAGCAGGCGUUCCUCCAGCUGCCUUCUUACACGCUAGCAAGGAACAUAAAGAAAAGAAAGAAAGGGAAAGACAAGAGCGAAGAAAUAAACCUGCAAAAGUAGCACCGGAGACCAAGCGGGAAAUUCUACGAAUGGAUGCACACCCACCUCCGAGGAAGGGACCUAACGUACGUGUAGAGAAGAAGCCGUACCUUGGCUUUGAAAAACCAAACUUUCUAAAACACUGGCAAAACAGACGGAAUAGGGAACCAAAAGUUGAAAAAGACUCCGCACGAGAUGAUAUGGACACUGAUCGCUCUAAAGGUUUUGAAGAGGUACAGUUUACUUCGAUAGAGAAAUCUCAGCCUCCGCCAAGCACAGUCCAGCAACAGGCGAUGAAAGAAUUAAGAGAAGACACCACACAUCAUUUGGAUGACUUUCUGAAGGAUGGUGGAUACGGAACGGCAAACAGCGACGAUUCACAUAACAAAAUUGUUGAUGUUGAUGAUGACCAGCUUUCCUUAGAUGACCUUACACCACCUGAACAGUUUCAAGAACCAAACAGAAGCUUAACGCCGAAAGAACCCAAAAGGACGGCUGAAGAAUUUGACAAAAAGUUUUAUGGCCGAAUCCCUCUCCCGUCUGUCACGGACACAAACGUAAAUGUUGAUAAAGAGACUGUUGAGAAGCCGUACACUGACAAGGAACGCAGACACCUAAAGAACACUGUGAAUACAUAUUCUCCAGUACUAAAACAUGAUUAAAAGUAAAAAUAAAGACACUUUAUGAUAUGAGAAAGUAUGUAUGUUACAAAUUAGAGCUUGAUUUCUGUCAUGGACGUUACAUUACUGAGAGCGCAUUCGUUCCACUCUAUUAUAAUAUAUUUAUGGUUUUUUUUCGAAAGUGGUAUGAAAUAUAAACAAUUAAGCAUGAUUUUAACCCUCAAAUGUAUUACUUAGGAAGAUGUUCUAAUUCUGGAUUGCACUUUAAUGCUAGUAUUAUAAUAGUGUUACUUAAUAAUUGUAUAAUAUUUCUUCUGUAUUACAUAAAGACACUUGUGGUUAUGUAUAAUUUUAAAAGUACUAAGGUUUCUUUUUUGUUUGCAAUUUUUUACUAACGUGUCAGAACAUUUGCUAUAACAUUUGUAAUAACAUUUCAGGUUGCGUCAUACAGAUAGAUGUCACAAAUACGAAGGCUAUACUUUCUACUUGUUCUCUGUUUGAAUUAGGAGACUUAACGAUGCUCGCAUACAGCUUUCGUAUUGCUCGUUUUAGCCAUUGUACAUUGUCAUACCAAAAUGAAAAUACCAAAAUCAAAUGAUAAAAUUGCAAACUUGAGAGAACAUCAUGUAUUGAAAUUCGUAAAAUUUCGUGUAUGUCUUUAUUUUGAUUUAUUGUUUUAUAUAUCGUAUGUUUUACGAAUUCUGACCGAAUUGUCAUAGUAGUUUGGUUACAACUGAAAGGCAGUGUUUCGGUCAGUAAGUUAGAAAACAAGUAAGAGAUUGUUUGUUAUUUGUUUGAAUGUGGGAAACUAGCGAGUGAUCAUUUGUCUUUUUAAACUAGUGAUUAGCUUCAAAUGUAGUAACACGAAAAUUAAUAGUAAAAUGUUGAAUUAAGGAGUCACAGAUUUCAGAAUGUCAGCUGAAUUCAUCAAGAUGACAUCAGUAAAUAGGUACAUAGUUACUUUCCUUGAACGUCACAUAAACAUCCUUGAUGUUAAAGAACAAGAAAACUUGGUGCGCUUAAUCUCAUUGAUAACUAAUUUUAAAAUGUUUAUUAGUAUUCGUUUUGUUGUAUGCAAAAGAAGAGUAACGACAGUUUUCCAUCCGGCCCUUCGAAAGAUAUAGCUAUGUUACUGGCUUUAUUUUGUUUGAAUUUGAAAUCAUCAUCUGUUUAUAAAUUGUUAUUUAAUAACAAGAAUUAUACAUAUUCUCCUCAGAUGAAACAAUAUAUAAACAUUCUUAUAAUAAAAUCUGUGAUAACAUUUAGCAAAUCUAAAUAGACUCUCUGAUCGCAACGGUAAAAAAGAAUUACAUGAGCAGUAAGCACCAGUCUUAUUUCAGUUGCAUGUACUUCUAUACGUUUAAGUAAUUAUAAAAGUCUCAAAUAUCUAAACUCGGUUAUGAAUUUGAUGGAUCUUUGAUUACAUGUUCAUGGUUCAUCUUUGAUAUGUGAGCAUUGACUCUGGCUUGCGAACUACAUAUUUCGCACAGUGUGAUAAAUUAUGAACUUAUUGCUUGACUGUCUUAUUCUGUCCGAGCUGUAUUCAUUCUUCAUUUGUCCGACUCUGUCUGGACAGUUAAAUAGCAUUUGUGUAUCAUUUAACAUGUAUUUGUUGCACAUUUGUCUUGCUAUAGGACUUGUUAAAAAGCAAUUGUGUAUAUAAUGUGUAUUCAUUGCUAAUUUGUCCAGCUAUAUAGGACUUGCUAAAAAGCAAGUGUGUAUAUAAUAUGUAUUCAUAGCUCAUUUGUCCUGCAGUAUCUUCGUUUGUUAAAGUUCAUGGGCGUAUAUAACUAGUAUUCAUUGCUCUCCUGGCAUUGCCCUGUCCGAAUUCUAUGAUAUAAAUAGCAAAUGUGAAUUUAUUAUGUAUCUGUUGCUCCAGAUACUAGAAGUUACAUAGCAAAUGUGUAUUUAUUAUGUAUCUAUUGCUUAUAUGAUCGCGUUUAGUCUUGAUGGCUAAAUAGUAAAUGUGAAUGUAAUGUGUAUCCAUUCUAUGUGUGUUUUAUUGUACUAUAUACGAGAACUAUUUGAGAUAUUUAAGCCUGCAAUAUGGAUGUAAAAUGUUAAUGUUAUUGUUCUAAGUCCGCACAGAAAAUAUAUUUAACAAGAUUAUGCAGUACUUGGAAAAACAAAAUAGUGUUUUCUCUGUCAUUAAUAAAGAAAAUGAUUUUCAUGCUAUAUUUAGGGAUUUAGUGAAAUAUUACAAAUGUUUUUAUGCUGAAGCAUGUAACAAAGCCUGUACGUCUAUGGCAUAAAGUAUUGUUAAAACAACAAGAAAAUAAUCAUACGGUUUCUUGACUUCUGUAUUUUCUAUUUCUUACUUAUAUCACAUGUAUUAUCGCUGCGUAUGUAUUUAUGUUGUAGGCUAGAUGCCAUGUGAUAUAGCGUAAUCCUGAAUAAAUGUUGUCGUCUUCAA